Adineta steineri is the source of this 513-nucleotide messenger RNA. NCBI's taxonomy places the organism in Eukaryota, Metazoa, Rotifera, Eurotatoria, Adinetida, Adinetidae. The record is from the annotation of a GenBank genome assembly.
AUGCAAAUGUCGAAAUGUUUAUGUCUUAUGAUUAUUGCAGUGAUCGUCAUUGCAACUAAUGCAUCACAAUUUAGAGAAAGACGCAAUGGUGGUUCUGGAUCGAACUGGGGCAAUAAUGUAGAUAACUGGGGUAAUAGUCAAGACAACGAGCAACCAGCAGUCUAUUACUUAAGUCCAACAACUUAUACUGAAAAUAAUCAACAAUAUCAAAGCACAACAACAAAGAAUACAUGUCAAAGUGGUCAAACUAUCUGUUGUAAUAAUGAUGCUAAUUCAGAUUCAACUACUAACAGUCGCCGAAAAAGACAUUCCAAUUUGAACAAUGGUAACGCUUUCAAAGUCACCCAUUCCAAAACUAAUCAACAACAUACAUGUUAUAAUCAAGCAACAAAUGGUGCUUCUGGUAAUCAAUAUAAUGGAUGUGAAUCAAAUCAAAGUUGUUGUCAAGGAAAUAACAGUACUGGUAGUGCUGUUACUAUUUCAUGUUCAUCAGUUUCUCUUCCCAGUAACUAA